AUGGAUUUUGUUACAGGUUUACCUAUAUCUCCAAAGGGUCGAGAUGCAAUAUGGGUCAUAGUGGAUCAUAGAGAUUCCAAGUUUACUUCCAAAUUUUGGGGAAGUUUACAAAAAGCGUUGAGUACGCAACUAAAUUUUAGUACUGCUUUUCAUCCCCAAACUGAUGGACAGUCAGAGAGAACCAUUCAAAUUUUAGAGGACAUGUUGAAAGCAUGUAUUCUAGAUUUUAGGGGAAGUUGGGAAGAUCAUUUGGUGUUGACAGAAUUCCCCUACAACAACAGUUAUCAAUCUAGUAUUCAAAUGGCACCUUAUGAAGCUUUAUAUGGAAGACCUUGUCGGUCACCUGUAUGUUGGACUGAAGUAGGAGAAACUGUGUUGCUAGGACCUGAUUUGGUACAGGGGACAACUGAAAAGAUUAAACUUAUCAAGCAAAGUCUCUUAACUGCUCAAGUCGACAAAAGAACUACGCUGACCGAAGAAGGAAACCACUAA
Messenger RNA from Prunus armeniaca (apricot), 492 nucleotides. NCBI's taxonomy places the organism in Eukaryota, Viridiplantae, Streptophyta, Magnoliopsida, Rosales, Rosaceae. The record is from the annotation of a GenBank genome assembly.